UGGGGGUAAAUAGAAGCAGAGCCCAGAAUACAUUCCUGUCCAGGUCAGAGGAUAAAUUGUAACCCCAGCUCAUUGUUCCCUCAUCUCAGAGCAGAAAACCUGCACCAUGGUUAUGACUUUGGGUUACUGGGACCUCCGCGGGCUGACCCUUCCUAUCCGCAUGCUCUUGGAAUACACAGACACGAAGUACGAGGAGAAGAUGUACACAAUAGGAGAUGCUCCUGACUAUGACAGAAGCCAGUGGCUGAAUGAAAAAUUCAAGCUGGGCCUGGACUUCCCCAAUCUACCCUACCUUAUUGAUGGGACUCACAGGCUUACUCAGAGCAAUGCCAUCCUGCGCUACAUUGCCCGCAAGCACAACCUGUGUGGGGAGACAGAAGAGGAGAGGAUCCUCGUGGAUGUUUUGGAGAACCAGUUCAAGGACACGCGCAUGCAACUGAUUAGGCUAUGCUACAACCCUGACUUUGAGAAACUGAAGCCCGAGUUCUUGGAAGGGCUUCCUGAGAAGAUGAAGCAGUUCUCAGAGUUCCUGGGGAAGAGGCUGUGGUUUGCAGGGGACAAGCUCACUUUUGUGGAUUUCCUGGCUUAUGACAUCCUGGACCAGCAUCGCAUAUUCCAGCCCAAGUGCUUGGAUGCCUUCCCGAACCUCAAGGAGUUUCUGGCCCGCUUUGAGGCCCUUAAGAAGAUCUCUGCCUAUAUGAAGUCCAGCCGAUUCCUUCAUGGACCUCUGUUUGCAAAGAUGGCCUUGUGGAACAGCAAAUAGGCCCCUGGAAGACAAGAGGGAACCUGAGAGCAGUGGAACCUUGAUGCCUCCCCAAGUCACCCCCUCAUUCUUUCUCCUUCUCCCUUUCACUCUGACUCUGGCCUUUCAGGCUUGUUUCUUCCCCCAGUCUCUGCACAUCCAGGAUGAUGAAAGCUCUUCCACUCCCAUUUUCUCCUGAAUCCCCUGACUCUGAUGUUAUCCUUCCCCUCUCAGCAACAGAUUACCGUACCCCCCAACCCUUUUCUGGUUGUCUCUGCCUUGAAGUACUUUCUGGGCCCUUUGCCCACAUCUCAGCCUGACCUCCAGCCCUGCCCUGAACACCAGGACUGGCCUGUGUGUGGGCCCUGCUCCACAGGUGGUCCCUGAACAGCCCUGCCUGAUCCCCAGUAAAGCCUUCAUCACACCUGC
This is a messenger RNA of Erinaceus europaeus (western European hedgehog), 1171 nucleotides long. Its product is annotated as glutathione S-transferase Mu 2-like. The record is from RefSeq and is a predicted model, not a curated record. Gene Ontology annotation, molecular function: glutathione transferase activity. Gene Ontology annotation, biological process: glutathione metabolic process. The transcript has 8 exons. The coding region runs from base 107 to 763 and encodes 218 amino acids. NCBI's taxonomy places the organism in Eukaryota, Metazoa, Chordata, Mammalia, Eulipotyphla, Erinaceidae.